Molecule: messenger RNA, 1683 nt
Organism: Pseudonaja textilis
Lineage: Eukaryota; Metazoa; Chordata; Lepidosauria; Squamata; Elapidae
Source: RefSeq, a predicted model, not a curated record
AUGGGAAUCUUCCCCCACGCUUCCAAGGUAAGCGAUCAGUAUUAUCAAAAGAGUUCCUCCAAUGGACUUGAAACACCUCUGAUUAACUGCAGAGAAAUUACUCAGGCACAGGAUGACUGGGAUGUGGAAGAAUUUAUCUCAAAAACCUGCAUGGACAGGUUCCUGCAUCAUUCAGCUUUCAAGAUCCUGUUAGCGACCGUUGUAAUUAUCAAUGCGAUCAUCAUUAGUUUUCGAACGGAGCCAACACUUGAAGAUAAAUACUUUGGCUUAUUCAAUGCCAUUGACACGAUUGUGCUGUCUUUUCUCGUCUGUGAGGUCAUCCUCAAUUGGUACUACGGAUUCUGUUUGUACUGGAAGGAUGGCUGGAAUAUCAUCAAUUUUUCUAUUGUAUUGUACCUAAGCAUUGGUUUGGUCAUUCCUGCAUUGGAGAAUGAGACACUUUUUCGAAUGGUCAGAGUCAUGAGGCUGGUACAAGUGUGUAGCUUGGUUGGUGGCUUGGCAAGGAUGAUACAAGUGAUCCUGAAGUCCAUUCCUGACAUGGCAAAUAUCAUGAUCCUACUUUUUGCCAUCAUGCUGGUCUUCUCUGUGUUUGGAGUGACUCUCUUUGGCGCCCUUGUUCCAAAGCAUUUUGGGAACCUGGGAACGGCUCUGUAUUCUCUUUUCAUCUGCAUUACCCUGGAUGGGUGGAUUAGUAUUUAUAAUGACUUUGAAACUGAAGGCCUGGCCUUGGAGAUAGGUGGGGCCCUCUACUUCUUUAUCUUCAUCACCUUUGGGGCCUUCAUCUUUGCAAAUCUGCUGGUGGCUGUGGUGACAACCAACUUGGAGCAAUCUAUGUCUGCGUAUCAAGAGGAGCAGCAGUUGAAAACUAAUUUCUCUUCCCUUGGAAGCUUUGCUGGAUAUGAAGAUGGCACCGAUGAUGACUACACUGCAUCCCAGUCAGAAGCGGUGCACGUAAAGGAAGUACUUCAGGCAACACCCAUGGCCCGUCACCAGGAGUUGCUCAGCCUUGGCACUUUGGCCAACUUGAAUGACACAACUUGUGAAGAUCUCUGCCUUGUCCUGGAAGCAAUUUCAGAGAAUUUAAAGGAAUAUCAGAUAAUCAGGGAUUCACUGGACCAAAUAAUCCAGGAGGUGAGGCACCUCAAAUUCAACAUCGAUCAUGAGCAGGAGAUUGUUCUACGAAACAUCCGUGGGGCAAACAUUUCAGAAACGAUGAUUGCUAACAGUACCAUUUAUGCCAAGACUGGUGAUGUUCUCUCUACGCUGAUGAACCUGGAGAAGUCACACUUACUUGAUGGAGAGUAUCAGAAAGGAGAGGUGAAAUCAGCAGCUAUGAGAGCUUUACGACUGGCCUCGCCUGCAGGAAUUACUCACCGAGAUACCUCACUGCAGCCAAACUUGGUUGAAGAGUCUACGGAUUCUGGCGCGCCCCCUCCCUCUCGAGAUUCUUCAGAUCAAAUCCAGAAGGAUCCAGACAGCACGCAAGUUAGAUUUCGGCCUUUUAGCGAGCCCUGCGAAUGCAGUCCAGAAUUUCCCACUCCGGCCCCUCCUUUGUUCCAAGACCACAAGGCGGCUGCAGGUUCAGCUAGCCCCGCUUCCAAGAAGCGGCAGAGGCAGGACGUGGAUUCCCGCAGGCCGGAGCCGCCCGCUGCCAACCCAACGCCAUCUCCGGUCCCGGCCUGA